Molecule: messenger RNA, 1234 nt
Organism: Truncatella angustata
Lineage: Eukaryota; Fungi; Ascomycota; Sordariomycetes; Amphisphaeriales; Sporocadaceae
Exons: 1
Coding region: 161-1051 (296 amino acids)
Biological process (GO): protein localization to kinetochore; kinetochore assembly; attachment of mitotic spindle microtubules to kinetochore
Cellular component (GO): kinetochore
Source: RefSeq, a predicted model, not a curated record
CGUGCAUGUUCCUUCACGUGUUGUUUGUCUUUGUCUAUCGUGAAUUCGCAUGUCGUCGCAGUCGCCUUUGCAUAACUAAACCCCCACAAAUCACAGUUGUUGACCCAGCUCAAGACAGCUUCCUCUCUGCACAGCCAUCUAGUGUUGCCACCCAAUCGCAAUGCCGCGCCCCAAGAAAUCUACCGCCUCUGCCGCAACAACUCCAACCUCACCAGAACAAGUUCUUACCGCCCUUCAAUUGCUCAACGAGUCCCAAGAGCUCAGCAUCCUAAAGCUUUCAGAGCCCAUCUCUACCACGCCGACAGAUCCCUACCGCACACAGUCACGUACAUCCGAUGCAUCCAACAGCUCUCUCGACGCCCCCACACCAGCCAGCCUAGAGGCCGAUCUGGUCCACUACCGCGAGCUCUUCGCUAAGCUGCGCUUCAGCUACGUCGAGCAGGUCACCAAGGAAAAGUUCAUACGAGCCAUCGUCGGCGACCCACCCCUGAUCGUCAGUCCCCAGGAGAAUGUCGAACUGGAAGCCCAGAACGCAGAGGCAAAGGCAGAGCUGAAGGCCCUGAAAACAAACGUGGUGGACAUGGUCAAGGACCUGGAGAGGAGGGGAGCCCAACUUGCCAAACGCUACGAGGGCGUCAAGCUGGAAACCGCCAAGUUAGAAGAACUGCCCGAGAAGAUCCGCGGCUUGGAAGAAAAGGUCGCCGCCUUGCGCUCAGAAAACGAGGGACGGCUCAAUGCCGAUAAUCCGGACAUGAAUCUACCCUUGGCAAGGACGGCUGAGUUGGUGAACGAGAAAAAGAGGACCAUGGCCGACCUGGACAGACAAUUGGAACAACUUCAAAACCAGGUUCCCAGGAAGAAGAAGGAGCUGGACAGACUACAAACAGAAUUGGCCCCUUUAGAAACGAAGCGGGCUACCAGUACAACGGCCGCCAAGGAAGCAAAGAGGAGGAAGGAGGCCGCACUGGGAGGCGUUGAGGACGAUUUGGAGGAGAGAGGUCGGUGGUACCGCGCCGCUGAAGCUGGCCUGAAGCAGAUGCUGGAGAUCUGAUUCUAGCCUGACGCCCUCUUUUACGAUGUACGAUGUACGAUGUAUCAUGUAUCAUGACUUCUGGAUAUGUAUGGCGUUAUGGAGUCCCCCUCAGGCUUGACUCUAGGAUUUACAGUCACCAUAUUGAAUACCCCGUCCUUAUUGCAAUCUCACCUUGCGAUGGGCGGAAAUUAUGCUACCUUA